Molecule: messenger RNA, 661 nt
Organism: Sinocyclocheilus grahami
Lineage: Eukaryota; Metazoa; Chordata; Actinopteri; Cypriniformes; Cyprinidae
Product: ubiquitin-like
Exons: 3
Coding region: 45-329 (94 amino acids)
Molecular function (GO): protein binding
Source: RefSeq, a predicted model, not a curated record
UUUUCAUUUCUCACAGUUAUACUUCAAACCUCUGCUGUGCGAAAAUGGUCUUUCAGGUGCUCAUUUGUUUCAAUAAAAAUAAUAAACCGCUUCUAGUGGCAGAAGAUGAGACCACCUUUCAAAACACCACUAUUUUGGAUCUGAAGAAGAAAUUAAAAAUAAAGAUCCCUGGCGCACCAGAUCCAGACGAUGUCAGGGUUAUCUUCGGAAAAUACCCUUUGGAGGACAACCGGACACUUUCUCAUUACAACAUUAAGCAUUUAUCCUUACUUUUAAUUGUUUUGAAGAUGCCUGGUGGAGAUGUGUGUUCAUGCAAACAUGGAUCUUGAAAACACUCUGGACUGAAAGGUCUUCUGACUUUGAAGUCGUCUGAUGCUAUAUACUGUAUAUUAGUGAUGAUUUACUCCCUCCGAUGUGAUUUAAUUGUAAAUGAAUUGUUUAUACUCUAGACAGUUCCUUCAAAAUGUACCAGAAAGCAAUGCUUAAUUUAGAAAAAGUAUUUUGUACAGUGGUAAUGCAUUGCAUGACAUGGGUUGUGAUUUGUACAUACUAAUGAACUGGAACGCUCGUAACUUAAGAACAUUUUAAGAUAAUAAUGAACAUGGAACAUAAAAUGUCCUCUGAAAGUUUCAUUUAAAUGAAGAGGAAUGCAGCAGCAGUG